GAGAAAUUUAUUAUUCUUCCGCACAGCUGUUGUAAUGAAUCCAAUUUAAAAUGGAUCGGCAACAGGAAUUACAGCUUCCGAAUGUUAAGCGACAGCCAAAGCAAGUGCAACAGCAACAAUCUUCAAUGUCAUCUAUUUCAAACAUUUCAUUCCCGAUGCACCAGCGACAGUCCCCUACAAAGAGCGUACAGUUGCAUGAACAGAACCCACUAAAUGAUGCGGUGCCCUGUCAUUCGUUGCCCAUGAAUGCACAGACAGGUCUACAAUAUUCACCCCUCGCAUCCAUAACGUCGGCAGACUCAGUCCUACGGGGCUUACCUUCUAUAAGUAUUGACUUUCCAGCGUUUCGCCUGCUAAAACCUCAGGGCCCUGAGGCGCAAUAUUUAUUCUCUCCGCAUGAGCAUACUCGAUCAGUGCCAUCUACUCAACUUGAGUACUUGAAAGCCAUUAUCACAAAUGCAGAUCUGACAGACAUACGCUUCCCGCCAGUGGCUCAAAUUAUAGGGAACACAGAAUCAUUUUCACACCAUAUAGAUCAACCACUUUCAUCUCUUGCUGAAUCUAUCAUGUAUCACUGCUCCAAGAAUAGACACGAGGAUUUCAACACCGGAGAUAUAUAUCAGCUUCCGGUAAUUGAGCCAUUCAGCGCGUUGCGCGAGUUUCAACAAAGUACUUCCACUUCGUCUGACUUCAUCACGGCUAUAGAUCACCUUGAAGAAAUACCAGAAUCUGAAGUCGAGGAUAACAGUAGUUCAUCUACUCUGCGUGCAUCUAAAAGACCCCCCCAGCAGAGUUGGGAUGACAAUGGGCCUCAAAGCACGGGCCGUCGGCUCAAGAAGCCUAAGCACCAGAGUUCUUUAUCCACCGUUGACGUCUCUGCCACGCCUCAGCCUGAUAAAACGCCUUGUAAUGAAAUAUCUUCACGCAUACAAUGCACCUCAUAUCUUUCAGCAGAAGUGACACAAUCAACUCCAACAGCUUUAAUGAUGCAGUCUUUGCUGACAAAUGAUAACGACCCUACCCCAGCAUUUGAGGAUUUUGUGCUCAACUUUCUAGAUAGCGAAGACAAGAUGGACGAGUUAAAUCUAAAGUCAAUGGAUUUUUCACUGUCAGCGGCACAAAAUAUUACACAGAUUGAAGAGUUCUUAAAACAAGGGCUCCUCGAAAGUCUUCCAGCUGACAUCUUAUGUAGACUUUUAAAGCAUAUGGAUACACGCUUGAAUGGAUUUGCUUCCGAGGGUAUUCUUUCAAAAGGAAAUGAUGAUUUAAUUGACGAUAAUCCAAGUGGAGCCCAUGUCCUCUUGGACCGUAUAACACUGUACCUGGAUUAUGUGGUUCUCAGUUUCACUUUAUUCGCAAAAUUGGGCCUUCAUCAGCAAUUCUUUCCAGAAGAAUUACUUAUGAGUUCUCUAUUAGUCUUCAAGCUAAGUCUAGACAGAUUUUUAAAGCCCGUUCUGGAGUUUUCGAAGGAGACUUGUCCAACAUCUGAGGAGCUAUUAAUGGCUGAAAUGCUUUCUGAGAAUGAUACUAUCAAACCGAGAGUCAUUUCUUUGGUUUCCAAAGUCAGUAGGGCUUCAAAUGCUCUUCUUAGCACUUGCCGACAAGAAUUAUCUGACGACUUUGUCUUAAAAGUGAUCUACGCCGCUAUUUCGCUGUUUUUCAUUGAUCCAUCCUCAGAACGAGCACUGAGCGGUACAGAAACUGAAUCAUUAAAGCAGGCGGGAUCCAGUCUUUUGCGGACGAUAUAUGAGAAGUACACAAAGUAUCGAACUUGGAUACUGGAAGAGAUUCUUUCACUGCUCAUUAAACUGCCUCAUGGAAAGAAAAUGUCUAAAGGCUACAAGCUUAAGGAUGGGUCAAAGAUACAUUCUUCAUCGGCAUUGCUCAUGCAGCUAAUUCAAACGUGCUCUAGCUGCCCAUCUUCUGCGCUCCUCCCACAGGACUUUCAUGAUCUCGAUAUUUCCAUGCAAAGCCUGGCAAUGCAAAAGUUGCUUAAUGAGAUCAAAGUUGUAUCAGAGACUGAGAAAUCCAACGCAGCUUACAUUUUCAACUUCCUUUUAUUGCGUUGUAUCAAAGGAUUUAAAAUGACGUCUGAAAUUGAAUAUAAAAUAGUCCUGGAUAGUCUUAUUGCGGAUCUACUUGUAGUACUUGGUCAACCCGAAUGGCCAAGUGCAGAGACGUGCUUGCUGCUCUUCAGCACUGCUAUGACAAGAUAUUUGGACGAUGUAAAAGCAGACGUAACGAUAAAGGUCAUGGCCAUUGAGGCGCUAGGAUCUAUUGCUACUCAGAUCAAGACAAUCAUGUAUAAUUCGAAAAAGGAGCAGUCCCGAGACUGUCCAUCAAGCUGCGGAGGUGAUGAGAACUCCCCAUUUUAUGGUAUAGUUUGUGCGCAAAUCGAGCCACGCGACCUAAUGUACUUGAAGGCAAGAUACAAAAACGUAGUGGAUUACCUAGGUUCCAACGAGACUAAUGAUCCAGGAGCAAAGGCCGCUAAAGACUUUUGGAUAUGUGAAUGGAUCGGCUUGAUGUGUACAGCUGUCACGAAAAACCCUACAGCCCAUGUUUGGGCAGACGACUCUUGGAAAAUGAUACUAGAAGAAAUCUGGUCAUAUUGGAGGCUUUACGCAGGUCACAAUCAAAAACCCAUUCCUAGACGCCUGACCAUAUGGAAGGAAGCAUUGCAAAGCGCAAUGUAUCUUACGUCUCGACAGCAGCUGUUUCUCUCAUUUGAUUUGCUGCUUUCGCGGAUUUUACCUGCACUGGAAGGGGGGACUGUUACCCUAAGGACCAAAUCACUAAAGGCUUUGUCAUCAAUAGUAACUGGUGAUUACUCUGUACUUGCUCAGCAGAAUGUACGCAAAACAAUCGCUCUACGACUACAAGAUACAAGUCCUUUAGUCCGUGAUGCCGCUGUAGAUCUUGUAGGCAAAUACAUGAUGCAAGACGUAACAAUUCGGAAGGCCUAUUACGAUAUAGUGAGCGACAGAAUUUCGGAUACCGGACUGAAUGUUCGCAAACGUGUUUUAAGACUCUUGCGGGACAUCUAUCAUAGAACAGAAAGUCAUGAGUUGCGUAGUGACAUUUCACAAAAACUUUUGCUUCGAGUGAAUGAUGAUGAUAUAUCUGUCAAAGAGCUGGCGAUCAAAAGCGUUAGUGAUGUCUGGUUUGGCCCAAUCGUGGAUGCAGCCCAAUCAGUAGAAGGAGGGUAUGAAGAGCAAUCGAGAGUAUCAUCUACUUCAGCUUCUAUAACAUUUUCGCAACGCCGAGAGGUGUCAAAGUAUGCGCGAACUUUAGUUGACAUGGUGGGCACAUUAUCCAUGCAGCAGGAUGAAGCUCUUGGAUCCGUAUUACGGCAUAUGCUCAAAAGGGAUCAAAGUCUCGAUCAAUCACAUUCGAUCAAAGACUUUACAAAGUCAUGUGCUGUUGUCGUAAACUGUCUUGUAGAUCUGGUUCAAACCCUCCAGGAUGAGGACGCCCCCAAAUCUAUUGUUGCGUCAACUGUUCAAACACUCCAUUUGUUCCUGAGGUCCAAGCCCCACCUUGCCGAAGUAAAGCAUCUCAGCGCACUUCUAACGUACCUUCACUGCUGUGUUGACUCGGAUGACUGGCGUAUCACAAUGUUUGUGCUGCGGAUAUAUCAAGAUACAAUCCCAGUUAUGCCAGACAUGCCUACCAAUGACUCUCAAAUGGCUGAACGAUUAGCUUUAGCCCUUGUAGCAAAGUGUCCACUGGUAUUGCUUCCCGACGCAGCUACAGUUCUUUGUAAUAUUGUGAAAGUCUGGACCCGAAACUAUAGCCGUCUUUGCAAGUUUUUCCAAGCCUGUAUGGAUGUCUUAAUAGCUGAUAUCAAGAAGUUGGAAACCGGUGUAGCUCUUCAAGAAAGCAAGACUCGUCGCUUAAUGACAAUUGUGAGUCUCGUUUGUAGACACUUUCCAUUCGAGAAAAUAAUCAAAGGCUGUCCAAGCGAAGACCGUCUAUCUGAUCUAAAGAGUAAAAUGUAUCCAACCGUUCAAGGCUUUGUUUUCAAUACUUUGGCAACGCUUUACGAGCUGAUGGACGAUAAUUCUCUGCGGCUAAAUGCUCUUCAGGGUUUAGGCCACCUAUACAUGGCCUUUCCAAUAUUGAUGAAUAUGCAAAGGAGUCUUGCUAUCAUGGACACCAUCUUCUCCGACCGGAACAAUGAGCUCAAAAUAGAGAUGCUUCGGACAUACACCGAUUUCCUAGUCAACACUCAGGCCACGUCAUCUUCAAGGUCCGAAAAAGAAGCCUAUACCCUCAUUACGAAUGCUGAAGACAACCUCGAGGCAGGAAUAGGAAGCGCAGUCAUGCAGCGUUAUCUUGAUCGCAUAUUACAGUGUGCACUCGUGAAUGAUUUACAGCUGCAGGUGGCUGCAGUUGAUGUCAUCUCUCAGGUGACACAGCAAGCAUUGGUACACCCGAUGCUCUGCAUGCCAGCUGUGGUUGCUCUUGAAUCUAGUGAAGACUUGAUUUUAGCAGGGCGCGCCUUUAAAAUUCACCGUGAAUUACAUCAAAAGCACGCAUCACUAAUCUAUGCAAGGAUUAUGGAGUGCGUUCGGACAAUGUUUGCAUUUAGAAAAAAUCUUCAACAAGAAGCGUUGAGUAUACAAGGAUAUAAGAUCAAUCCGGAGACUGGCGAUGCCAUUGCUUUGGUUUAUCCGAUGUACGUACUAGCGGGAGAGAAAAGACAGGUUAGGAACUCUUUUCUAUCAUCACUUGUCAAGGCCCUGGAUGUUGACCUUACAGGAAUGCAAUUUGAGGUGGACGGCAUUUAUUCACGGUUUAUUGCGGAAAAUCUUGCUUAUCUCGAAUUCAAAACAACGGAGGAAGUUUAUCUUGUUAUUUUUUAUUUGAACAGGAUCAUAGCCGGAACUGGAAUGACACUGCUGCAAAAUUUGAUUAGAGUGACACAGCCUGCAUCAAAUGCACAUCGUGAUCCCGCAAUAAAAAAAAAAGGUGGUGGCGGCAAGGCAAGAAUUAGAACCAGAGAAUCGGGUUUAUCAUCAAGCACACCCAAGUCUAAACUACAUAACAUGAAAGUGCAAAGUUCCAGUGCAAUUGGAGGUGAGCAUAGUGAAGAUAUCGCUGAUGGGACAUACAGUGGUGAGGAUGAACCAUACCUGGAAAGAGAUAAGGGCAAUCGGGAGCUUUACAUGCCUAUUCGUAUGAUAGCCAAAGCCAGUAUUCCAGUCGAGGCUGCCAUAGUCCUAAAAAGUUACUUGAAGCGAAUGUAUGAGAUUAGUGAAGUAAAGAGCCAGCAAUUCCUACCAACAAGUCAUGGGAGUCAUAAAGAGAAACCCCUACCAAGGAUGACUGGCGCACAAGCACGGAUUCGAUGGAGAUCAGGAAGCGACGAGUUAAUUGCGAUAUGUGCACAGGACGACGUACAAGAUGACAUAAGCCAAGCUUUGAGCAAGAGACAGUUAGAUCGGUUUAGAGAAUUGAUUGAAGCCGAAACAGUGCAGCCAUCGCUUAUCGAUGACAGUCAGAACCAUUGAUCAUGAGCGCCAAUGAUGUCUUAAGGGUCCCUAAGAUUCUGGCAUGUUGUCGAACUGCCCUGUUGAAUGUAAAUCACGCAUGGUUUAAGUGCCUAUUGGUAUUAAUAUAGCCUGCAAGAAUCUCGGAUAUGCUUAUGUUUUAGUUUAAUUGCAAGAUCCGUGUAUCUGUAUCAGAAAUAAAGGGUGAGUGAUCGCGUUUAAAACGCACGGGAGU
Molecule: messenger RNA, 5730 nt
Organism: Lobosporangium transversale
Lineage: Eukaryota; Fungi; Mortierellomycota; Mortierellomycetes; Mortierellales; Mortierellaceae
Product: sister chromatid cohesion C-terminus-domain-containing protein
Exons: 12
Coding region: 51-5516 (1821 amino acids)
Biological process (GO): regulation of gene expression; establishment of mitotic sister chromatid cohesion; replication-born double-strand break repair via sister chromatid exchange
Cellular component (GO): Scc2-Scc4 cohesin loading complex
Molecular function (GO): chromatin binding
Source: RefSeq, a predicted model, not a curated record